AUGAAAUCCUAUUUACUUGCCAUCUCUCUUCUCGUCAGUAGCUGUUUAGCAGUAACUCCCGACGCGAUUUAUGGAGGUGGCUUUGAUCACAAGAAAAAUGACUCCAUCAAGCUACUAAUUGCCAACGGAGGUGCAGGCCAAAGCGGGUUGAUCAAAGAGCUUGCAAAUGCAUACAUUAAAACCCGCGUUGGAGACGGCGAGAAACCAUUCCAGGUGGGGUGGAUCAAGAGCGAUACCACCUAUAGUAUUCAGUAUCUCAAGACGGGCGAGACUGACAUUGGCAUCACGUACAACCCAGCUGCGGAAGAGAUUGCCAUCAAACAAGGCAUCGCCAAAAGUCCAAGUUACUACGCUUUCCGCGAUCACUUCCUUCUCGUCGGGCCCAAAGAGAAUCCCGCAAAUAUCUCCAAAAGUGAUGACAUAAUGUCCACGUUUGCGAAUCUUCACGAAGCUGCCGAAGGCCCUGCUACUGAGCCUCCUGUUCGGUUCCUGAGCCGCUAUGACAAGUCUGCUACCAACAUCAAAGAGACCCUGCUAUGGGCCGGGAUAGGACAGGUUCCUUGGGCGACUGCCUACUCAACAUGGUAUCAUCAAUACAUCGCGUUCCCGAUCCAGGCUCUUACGGCUGCGAUUAUCCUCCAAGAGUACACGAUUACCGACCGUGGUACCAUCCUGUCCCUUGAUGCAGACCUCAGGAAUCAGACUGUUGUUUACAAAGCGGGCACCGAUGAGGCGGAUGACCCAUUGUUGAAUCCCGCCCAUGCAUUGAUUAGUGAAAAGGCACCCAAUGGUAAAGAAGCAGCUGAGUUUAUCAAAUGGCUUGUUAGCGACAAGGGACAGAACGUAAUCGCAGGAUUCAAGAAAAAUGGUCAGGUUCUGUAUUCCAAAGCACCAUGA
Messenger RNA from Fusarium subglutinans, 897 nucleotides. Its product is annotated as extracellular tungstate binding protein. The record is from RefSeq and is a predicted model, not a curated record. The coding region runs from base 1 to 897 and encodes 298 amino acids. NCBI's taxonomy places the organism in Eukaryota, Fungi, Ascomycota, Sordariomycetes, Hypocreales, Nectriaceae. The transcript is spliced from 2 exons.